Aspergillus candidus is the source of this 2196-nucleotide messenger RNA. Its product is annotated as putative C6 transcription factor. The transcript has 2 exons. NCBI's taxonomy places the organism in Eukaryota, Fungi, Ascomycota, Eurotiomycetes, Eurotiales, Aspergillaceae. The coding region runs from base 1 to 2196 and encodes 731 amino acids. Gene Ontology annotation, biological process: positive regulation of transcription by RNA polymerase II; DNA-templated transcription. Gene Ontology annotation, molecular function: DNA-binding transcription factor activity, RNA polymerase II-specific; zinc ion binding; sequence-specific DNA binding. The record is from RefSeq and is a predicted model, not a curated record.
AUGACCAACCGAGACCCUGAAUUUCGGCAUCAGCUGGGGAAAUUCCGGCUGGAUUCGUCUCUGCCGCCUCCGCAUUCCGUCUCCUCUCCUCCGUUAUCGCGACAUCCUCACCCUCCCCCGCAGGAACCGUCGCCGACCGCACUCAACCCGCCCUCCCCCCUCCACGUCCCCGGUCCCCAUCGCAGCAAGCGCGUCUCCACGGCCUGCGACUUCUGUCGCAAGCGGAAGAAGAAAUGUGAUUUUCGCUAUCCCAAUUGUUCCGCCUGUACACGGGCCGGCGUCCGCUGCACGAUCCCGCCUCCGGGACCGCAGGUCGCUAACGCGUCCGUGCCCCGCGACCAGCUUGAAAAUCUACAGAAUCGGGUCCGAUGGCUGGAGGACAUGGUGCGCCGCCAGACGGGCGUCUCGGUAGCCAACCGGCCCACGGGGAGCGCGCUCGACGGUGCCGGGGAGGGCGACGCCGACGGAUGGUAUCAGGUCCCGGCGAUUAUGAUGACGCGCGGCGCCUCUCCCCGUCCAGCCACGGCUAAUGCGGCCGCGGCCGCAGUCGCCGCAUCGGCUUCGAGUCCGACGGGGGCCACCAGCCCAUCGGCGGCUGCAGCUCCCGAGCUGCCUAACGUUGGGGAGAUCUUUCGCGACCAGCUGGAGCAUCGUCGGCCGUCGGUCGCGCGGCCAGUUUCGUCUUCCCCGCGCGUCGUGCGCCUGCCCUCGCUGGCGGAGGCGGAGCGCGUGUCCGCGCAGUACUUCGACAGCAUGGGAUACCAGUACCCAUUUCUGGACCGGUCCGAGUUCAUGGGGCAUCUGCGUCGCAUCUACGCGGGGGAGACGCCCGGGCCCGAGGUGGUCUACAGCUACCACAUCACCAUCGCCAUCGCCCUGUUGAUCAAGUCGGCGGACGAGACGCAGACCGCCAACUUCUACCGCGCCAGUCAGGAAACGCUCUCGUUGGCGCUGCAGAACGAAGAUCUGGCCGCAGUGCGGGCGCUGCUGAGCCUGGGGCUCUACACCAUGUUCGCAACGACGGGGCCGAGUGUGUGGCAUGUCCUGGGAUCGGCCCUGCGGCUCGCUACAAGCCUGGGGCUGCAUCGCUCUCGGCCGGGGAUGAACCUGGUGGACGAGGAGAUGUCGAAACGCGCGUUUUGGAGUUUGUACAACCUGGAUCGGCUGAUCGCCAGCACCCUGGGUCGGCCGUUGGGUAUCGCGGACGACGACAUCAGCGUGGCAUUGCCGCGGGAGCUCAACGAGGAUUGGACGGAGGCCCCAGGCACCAGUCCUAUGACUAUUCCGCUGCAGGUCGUGCGGUUGCGACGCAUCUUCUCGCGCAUUUAUCGCUACCUGUAUAACAACCAGCCGCCUCCGCCGGCGUCUGAGGCUGUGACGAUGCUGCGACACUUCCGCCAAGAGCUGGACGAUUGGAGGCGCGCGGCCCCCGUCUAUCCGCCGGCACUUCUGUACUCGACCAGCUACUACGAUUACCUGUACGCGACGACCCUGCUGCUAAUGCACCGGCCCAGUCCACGGAACCCGAUGCCGGAUUCGACCAGCAUCGUAGGCUGCGGCGACGCCAGCAUACAGGUGAUCCGAUCGUACUGGGACAGCUUUUCGGUAGGGAAGAUCAAGUGGAUCUGGUUGACGCUGAGCCAGACGUAUUUCGCGGGGAUCACCAUCCUGUGGUGUCUGAAUCAGAACUUCCGUACCGUGCAGGCCGGACAGCCUGCGGUGUGGAAGCCCGACGACCAGACGAUCCGCCGCGCGACGCAGGCGGUCGUCGUGCUGUUAGAGGAGUUUAGCAAACGACGGCCUGGGGUGGAACGACUGGCGGAGACUUUCCGGCAGCAGAGCACGAUGCUGUUCAGUCAUCUGGCGUAUCAACAGGAGCAACAACAAGAGAUUUUCCAACAGCAACACCACCAGCAUCCACCCCAACAACAGCACCUGCAUCCACCCCAGCAACAACAGAUGCCACCCCCACCACCACCAUCCUCGUCCCUUUCUCACACCCAGUCGCCGUUACAUCCCGACUCGCAGCCGCACAUGCUGGUCGCACCGCCGGUGCCGCUGGCGCCGGUACUGGACGAGGUGUUACUGGUGGAUGGAUCAGGGACGAUGCCGGUGAUGGAUCCGCAGCUGGCGGAACAAUUGUUUUAUUCGUACGAUUGGUUUCAGGAGGAGAUGGCGACUUAUUAUACCCUGUGA